AUGCUGCUUUUUCCUGUCUCUUUACUCUUUCUCUCGCCGGCCUUUGCGGCCUCUGCUCUGAAAGUUGACACCGUCGAUGGCCGGAAGACGUGCACGGUGGCCACCCUAGGCGAUGAGCAGAACGACGUCCCGAACAUUUUGUCUGCAUUCGAAGAGUGUGGAUCCUCAGGGACAGUGAUCUUUCCUGAAGGGGAAAACUACUGGAUUGCUGAAAAGUUCACGGCGGAUAUUGAAGAUGUGGAAAUUGAAUGGAGAGGAACAUGGACGUUCUCCGACGAUCUGGAUUAUUGGCGCGAAAACUCAUACCCAAUUUCUUUCCAGAAUCACGCAGCCGGGUUCAUUCUGAAAGGCAAAGGAAUCCGGAUCAACGGGUACGGCACCGGCGGAAUCAAUGGGAAUGGAGAUCUCUGGUAUACCGACGAGGCUGGAACUACUAAGAAGGGGCGACCCAUUCCAUUUCAACUCUGGAACGUCAGUGAUGUCACCGUUCAGAACUUCGCGAUUAUUGAGCCCCAGCUGUGGGCCAUCAAUAUCAUGAACGGUACAAACCUCGAGUUCGAGAACAUCCAUGUUAAUGCGACUGCCACCAAAGCGCCUUCGGGCAAGAAUUGGGUCCAAAAUACCGAUGGAUUUGAUACAAUGGACGCGGACAACGUGAGGUUGAAGAAUUUCACCUACACCGGAGGAGACGAUUGUAUCGCCAUUAAGCCUCGAUCAUACAACAUCCACAUCGACGGAGUGGUCUGCAAUGGCGGCAAUGGUAUUGCCAUAGGUAGUGUCGGCCAAUACCUCGAAGACUCCAGUGUUGAGAAUGUGGUCAUGCAGAACGUCAAGGUCCCACGCACUCGAUUUGGUAUGUAUAUCAAAACAUGGAUAGGCGAAAUCGCCGAGCAAGAUGGUUACGAGAGCGGAGGUCAGCCUCGAGGAGGCGGCUGGGGCAAAGUCCGCAACGUUACCUUCUCUGCUGUCGCCGUGACAAAUGCCAACAGAGUUGGUCUCAUCGACCAGAAUUCAGGAGAUAAUGGAUCAUUCACCGGAACCAGCAAGAUGGAAAUCUCAGAUAUCGUGUUUGACCAGUUCACGGGCACGUUGGCCUCGGCCAGUAACCAGAUUGGCGUCCAGUGUAGUAAAGUUUAUCCCUGCUAUGGCAUCUAUUUCAGUGACAUAGACGUGAAAUCUUCGUCUGGGAGCAGUCCCACUGGAAAAUGUACAUAUGCGAAGAAAAAUGGCAUUCAUGGGCUGUCUGGUUGCUAG
Aspergillus affinis is the source of this 1254-nucleotide messenger RNA. RefSeq names its product putative extracellular exo-polygalacturonase. The record is from RefSeq and is a predicted model, not a curated record. The transcript is spliced from 5 exons. Gene Ontology annotation, molecular function: polygalacturonase activity. Gene Ontology annotation, biological process: carbohydrate metabolic process. NCBI's taxonomy places the organism in Eukaryota, Fungi, Ascomycota, Eurotiomycetes, Eurotiales, Aspergillaceae. Bases 1 to 1254 code for a protein of 417 amino acids.